Spirodela intermedia is the source of this 2108-nucleotide messenger RNA. The record is from the annotation of a GenBank genome assembly. Lineage: Eukaryota; Viridiplantae; Streptophyta; Magnoliopsida; Alismatales; Araceae.
AUGGCGGACUACCACUUCGUGUACAAGGACGUGGAGGGGGCGUCUACACAGUGGGACGACAUACAGCGGCGGCUGGGGAACCUCCCGCCGAAGCCGGAGCCCUUCAAGCCUCCGGUCUUCUCCCCGGGGCCCCUAGACGAAGGGAAACCUACGAAGUCCGCUUCGUGGAUCGACGAGAGGACCGAGGAGGAGCUCGAGGACCUUGAGGAUGACCGCGACCUCGACGAUGACCGCUUCCUCGAGGAGUACAGGUCCGCGGACCGCUACACCGCCCUCGUCGAAACUUUGUAGCCCUAGAUCUGACUUUGGCGCUAGGAUUUAGGAAGAAGAGGUUGGCGGAGAUGAGGGAGGCUACGCGGAUCUCGAGGUUCGGAUCGGUGCUCCCUAUUGCGGGGUCGGACUUCGUCCGAGAGGUUUCGCAGGCAUCCCCCGACGUCUGGGUUGUGGUGCUUCUCUAUAAGGACGGGUACGUUCACACUCGCGUUCGAUUUCUUUCAGAGAAGCAGAUAGGCCUUCUCCCCAAUCAUCCGUCUGCAUUUGCUCUACGACAGCAAGAACUGAUUACCUAAGCCCGCCCCACAUCCUACAGAUCUUGCCGUCAUAGACUGCCAUUCUUGUUUUCCUGCAGGAUAGCAGAAUGCAAGGUGCUGCUGAAUUGCCUCGAGGAGCUGGCCGCAAGGUACCCAGCGACAAAGUUUGUCAAGAUCACAUCAACAGACUGCAUCCCGAACUACCCAGACCGCAAUCUUCCUACAAUCCUGGUUUACAACUCUGCCGCUGUGAAGGGUACUCAUGUGGGUUUGCACCCUUACGGCGGCCGGAAAUGCACUGCUGAAGGUAUGCAUGCUCUCCUUGUUGCUGUUUUUUUUUUUUUUUUUUUGUUUAAAAAAAGUUAAAAAACCCUGUUUUGGUGUCAUUGUGUUUUGAUAAUAUGCAUUUCACACUAAUUUUUUCAUACCCAUUUCAGUAAAAUCGAUGGAAUUUCCCAUUGAUUAUAACCAGUAGCUUUGCCGCCUCAGAUCAGGCAUCUUCUCAAUGCCACACCCAAUACAAUGCACAUGAGACGUCCGUUAGAGAAAACCUGAACGACUAUUAGCUUGCAAGGUGUCUAUGGGGAUCAGUUUUAUUUGAAGAAGUGCCGAUGGGAGCUUUCUUUUCUAGAAGUUUCUUAGGUUCUGAAUCUUGAGAAGAGCUGGACUUGCAGUCAGAGGCUGUGCUACUCAGCUCCAUCUAGUUUGCGUAGUCAUGCAUCCAUACCCUUCAUUGGGAUUUGUUUUCAGAUCUUUCUAUGUCCAGCAAUAAAAUGGACAAUCGAUGGAGAUAGAGCUGAUAUGCUCCUGGUGGAGGUGUUUAUGUUUGUGAUGUGAAGAGUAAUGUCUAUGGUGGUCAAAGAUCCGGCAUGAACUCUCUUGAUCAUGAAAACGGGGAAAAGAUUUUGUGUCUGAGUAAUUAUGCCUAGGAAAUCAUGGGGGCAUGGACUGGGGUUCUCUCUCUUAUGGGAUUCAGUUGCAGCGCAUCAAGUAUUGGGAGGAAUUCAGUGCAGAGAAAAACUGUUCUUUGUGGCGCAUACGGUACAGGAAUGAGAUCUUACAUCUAAUUUUUCUUACUAAGUUGUGGAGACGUUGAUCAUUGUUAUUCAAGUGGAUAAUCUUAUUUGGAAUGAGCCAGCUUUAAUGGUAGAACAUCUUCGAGACUUUUGUGGCUUCUAUGCUCCUUUGGCUGUGACAAUAGAUGUCAUGUCAACGCAAAUCCACCGACAGUAGGUGUAUAGUUGAUCGCCCAGGUGUGACCCAAAAGUGCUGAUUUCUCUUAGGGAAUUCGUGAUGUAGUUUUCCUUAAUUUCUAGUAACAUAUGUUUAUAAACCGAACUGUGAAAGUCAACAUGAAGAUGCAGUUUGUUUGGGUUUCCUCUCAUUGAUCACCCUCCUCAAACCCUCCCUGAUCCUUCAGCGGUGGCGUUGGCCCUCUGCCAAUCCGACCCAGUUCUUAACGACGGGCGCGCCCAAGGCGAUUCAUCAAGGCAAGCGGUCAUUGAUGGCGUCCGCAGGAAGUUCAUAGAGAAGGUUGUGAAGCAGCGCGAGGACGACGAUGAGGACUACAGUGACUAG